Messenger RNA from Pyricularia oryzae 70-15, 3259 nucleotides. RefSeq lists its product as uncharacterized. Lineage: Eukaryota; Fungi; Ascomycota; Sordariomycetes; Magnaporthales; Pyriculariaceae. Bases 590 to 3007 code for a protein of 805 amino acids. The transcript has 2 exons. The record is from RefSeq and is a predicted model, not a curated record.
CCGAUCAAAGGGAAAGAAAACAAAAGAGACGCGAUUUUUCAUCCCUGGCGAUAUCUUGGCCUUGCCUACCCGCUUGGGCUUCAUUACAUUUGCCUGUCUGGCCCUUGCUGCCUGCCCCUCUCCGACCCUUUUCAGACUUUUUUUUUGUCCAGCGCCCACUCGAACCACAGUUGACAACGACACCGACUUUUGAUGUCGCAUUUGCCAACACAGUCGGAUCCAGUCACGAGCUGCACAGGACGUUUGCGCUCGCUGCCUAGCGUCCUGCUUGCGUAUCAAGACUGAAUCAACUUAGGGCUUCUGGGCGUCUCGGCCCAAAACUGUCUCUGCUUCGGCACAGCACAACCUUUAUACAUGAAUCAGAAGCGAUUUAUACAGCCCGAGCACACAUCCGGAAACACCUCUACCUAUUAACCCAAGUACCGAAACGAAAGCCUGCCAUCAACCGGUCGGACACUAACGCAGCAUGCUGAUCGCCGUCGGUCUCCCGUCUUCUCUGUUUAUUUGUCUGAGGCUACUGCCCUGGUAGGCGGCACUUGAGACAAGACAAGACCGUCGACUGCCUUGUCUCCGACAUACAAGACCCAUCAUGGAGUCCGAGUCAUCUGCCUCGGUGACUGUCAACGCCAUGGCCGCUAUUUCGUCUGCUUUGCGAUCCGAAGCCGUCAAAAUCCAGUGCUGCUGUGGCCGAUCCGACUGCGUUUUCCUGAAGCACAACUGCUCUGUUCUCGAGAGUGUCGAAAAGGAUGUCCACACCGCCGCCAAAAUGGGCCAGGUCCUUCUGGCGCGCCACGAAGCCUAUAUGGCAGACGCCGAACGCGAUCGCACCGAGCUGACGAGCCGAAUUGAUCAACUCGAGACCGACAAGAGGGACCUCGAGGCGGACAAUGCCAAAACAAUCGAGGAGAAUCGCAUGCUACUUGACCAGUUGGAGGCACUAAACACAUCCGUAACCGAUGCAGAGGUGCAGAUCACGACUCUCGAAGCGGCCUUGCGUUCCUCCCAAUUGAGUGUCAGGAGGCUUGAGGGUGCAGCAGCUCGGGCGGCAGAGUUGGAGAAGGAAUUGGAAUACCUGGAGCGGGAACAGGAAAAGAUUCAAAACGACCUCUUCAGCUCCCAGCGUGACGCGCGUUCAGCAAUACAAAGAUGGAGGACCGCCGAGAGAGGGAUUUCCAGCCUCCAGGACCAGUUGGAGCGCAUUGAGCGAGAGGCUACACAGGAGCGGGAGCGACAUGCCGAAGUUGUAGAGAGGCUUGAGCGGCAGAGCGCUAUGGAAAAGGACCUGACAGCUGCGGCUGGUCGACUCAAGGGCGCCGCCGCGACCAAGAGCCUUGGUGAUGGGAAAACCACCAACCCAGCAGUGUCACACUUUGUGCGAGAUCUGCUGCAGGACAAUGCGAAUCUGCAGUUGGGGAUUGCCGAACUUCGGGAGCUUCUCGCCAGCAGCAACGACGAGAUACAACUGCUCAGAGAACAAUUGGUAUACCAUCAACCAAUCGGCGAAGGCGAGGCCAGCGCUGCCUCGACUCUAAGAGCGGAACUGGGACCCCAAGAGCAUGAGAUGAACCAUGAGACCCCAACUCGAAAGCCAUCGGUGCAUCGGCACGCUCCCAAGCUGUCGCAAGAGCUGCAUAUUCACCACCACUACCAUGUUAAGCCAGAUGCAAAGAAGCCCAAGAAGAAGCGCCAUGGGCUGAGUGCCAGCAUCUUCAGCCCGCCAAUGAGGUCCCCGUCAACUCCCCCAGGUGGACAAUGGCAAAUGAACCAAGGCUCUCCGGCACCUGCACUCUUGUCACACGGCUACAGAGAUUCUGUUUCGACGGUACCCUCAAACAGAUGGUCUGUCUUUUCGGAGAACAUGUCAGAUGCUGCCAUCUCAUCUGUACCAACCUCUCCGCGCUCCAACAACCGGGAUUCGAUGUUUGGCCGCAGUAUGCUGGAGGGAUCAUGCCCCACGUCCCCGGUUACUUCCACUGAUCCCAGGUCACCCGGGUUCGAGAAUUUCUAUCGCCAGGGUCCGUCUGACCAUUCAGCCUACCACUUCCAACAGUCGCAUUUGCCCCUACUUGACAAAGGGUCGGACGGAAAAGCUGCUGUCAGUAUGUCGUCGACUCCAAUACAGCCGAGUAAUCUGGACUCGUAUGGAGCCAACUCUCAGGCAACCCCCGAUCGCCUUACCGAGAGCCCCACGGAUAUGUCGCGUUCACCAGAAUCUACCCGCACAUCACCCCUAGCGCUUACAGUGUCUACCAGCGCCUCUUUGGACGAUACAGAUGACAACUCAUCCAUUACGCCAACGUCAACAGCUGGCGGACCACCGGUUUAUCGCAAAAUCCACCGUACCACCUCUCACGAAUCCAUCAUGUCACUGUCGGGCGGGUUAGACAUCCACACGCUCAAGACAAGGCCGAGCCAGCUUACGUUGAGACAUCUCGGCACUGCGGCCGUAGCAGACACUGGACUCAGCGCGGUGACGGCAAGCCCGACAAUAUCCAGAGUCAUUAGCGGCAACGGCAGGCCUGGAAGCGCGGCUCUCCGAGAUAGUUUGUCGCUUGGAUUGCCGAUGCCACGGACCCGAGUAGUUUCGGCGGGCGUUUCCGGGUCUCCUGCCACGUCGACCCUCACGAGCUUUGCUACUCCUCGACAGCCCACGUCGGCACUGGGGAGGUUUGCGGCAUGGCGACUCUGGGGAGGAUCUAGCUCAGCUUCCACAACGCCAUCAUCUACGACUCCCGUACCUGCGAUUCAAGAGGCUGUUGUGACGACUGUCGAAGAUGUAUCAACAACGCCAAAGUCGCCUCUAACACCGGCUUCUCUGUGCUCGUCGUCCAAAUCGCCACGUGAACAGCAGAGAGACUUUUCGCGACCGGCCGGGAUCAACCAGGCUGGUGCUAUACCUGGUUUUCAAGAAUAUUUUGCAGCCCAUCAGCGGAGGGCGCCCCCGAGUAAGGUUACACCUGAUGUUGUCGACCGUGAUGCUUUGAUGGAGGUGCUCAACGGGGAAUGAUUUCACAUGGGACUUUUGACGACAUAUUACACACUAGACAUGACCAUCUUUUUCAUUUGUUAUAUUUUUCCCCAAAUUUUGUACAUUUGUCUCACUGGUCUAUUGCUUGCCGGUUUGAUUUUGCAUCUUUGACAAGGUAGCAAGGAGUUGAAGGUUUCCUUUGUUUGGGUCUUGGAUAUUGGUUGAUACCUCUUGGAUAUUUCACAGCUUUAAUGUCUACUGAUUGAUUGGUUGCUUUAUCUAUUUGAACGA